Molecule: messenger RNA, 393 nt
Organism: Musa acuminata subsp. malaccensis (wild Malaysian banana)
Lineage: Eukaryota; Viridiplantae; Streptophyta; Magnoliopsida; Zingiberales; Musaceae
Source: RefSeq, a predicted model, not a curated record
AUGGAGGCGGAGCGGAUCGGGAGGAGGAAGUGGAGGAGCCUCAAAAAGCGGCUGGCGCUGAUGGGCUGCUGCGUCAGCUCUUGGGGCUUCCGUGCCUCCAAUCCCACCAUCAUCACAGAUGAAAUUUACCCAGAAAGGCCGGAGGAGGAGGUGGUGGUGGGGAUGGGGGGCGCAACUUCGGCCGAGGAGAUGAAUCUGGCUGCGGCGCUGGCGGCUGAGCGGAAUUACCGGGCGGCUUCUGUGGCGGAGGUGGGUAGAGUGGAGGGGAAGAGGACGGAGGCGCCGAUGCCGGUGUCGCUGAUGAGUGAGUUCCACGCGCCAUCGGAGUCGAUCGUCCUCGUCUGCACUGGAUUGCAGGCACGACCUACUCAUAUCAAUAUCCGUACCAUCUAA